UUUAACACCAAAAGUUUGGGUUGCAACUAGCUGGUGAAUUCUUUCUUAGUAUAAAAUGUGUAAAGAUCCACGAUAUUUCCUUGAAAAGUUGCCAAAUACUAUAAAACAUUACCCAAAUGCCGUGCGUGAAGUUAAACUAAGGCAUCUAGUGCUUGAAUUAAUUCGAUUUCCUAUACGUGUACUUCGUGUUAUUGUAAAUGGCACUGUACUAUUACCAUAAAAAUCAGUGUUUCCUAAAGAUACUACGUUUCCAAAUCUCUUGGAAUUAUUUACAAUCAAUUGAAACAAAAAAGUAGCGAGUUUUAAAGAGUCCAUGUUCAACAGUUUUCGUUGUUUUGGUGUAGUUCCGGUUAUUUUCAUUACAUAAUUUAUUUUUGUUUCGUUCAUUAUAAAUGAACACCAAGCACAUACAUGAUCUAACUCUUCGUUUAUGUCAAGCGCUCGAUCAGAAUUAUGAUGUGGUUAACAUGGAUGCAGUCAUGUCGGUUAUAUCAACCUUGGAGGGAACAACGAUUACAAAAGAGCAAUUGGAGACCACCAGAUUGGCAAAAUUUAUUAACCAUUUAAGGCGUCGUACCAAGGAUGAGCAUUUAGCACGCCGUGCCAAGUCUUUAUUAAAGAAAUGGCGCGAAAUGGUGGGAAUACAGCAACAGCAAUUUAUUGACGCCACAUCAAUUACCUCAUCUGUAGCUUUGCCGUCUGUAUCUGGCCAUAACAAUAUUUCGUACCAACAACAAAGGUUGCGAUCGCAGUCUAUUUCUCCAGCUGCAUCAUCAAUGCACAUCGAUGUGACACAACACCAAUCGAUUUCCAAUAGUAUCCCAGUCGUUGCUGUAUCUUCUGCCAUCACGGAACACAUACCUCGGGUCACAAAUGUAAUAUCGGCUUCUUAUAAUAACAAUAAAAGGCUUUCAAAUAUCGAAAGCCAAAAUGAAAAAGCGCCGGAUGCAUCCAUCCAUGUUAAAAAACAGCCAACAAGUUUUGAGAAUGUUCUCGUUGGCUUUGGCGUUACGGAUAAAAGUAAUGUGGAUAUAUCAAGUAAUAAUUCGGCGUUUCGUAAUAAAUUAAAAAAACAACAAAUUGUAAUUCCGCCAGACACAGAAACAUUUAUAAUUGACCAUUCAUCAAAUUCAAAUUCUGAAAUGAGUUUGAUGCUCCCACUGACCAAUCGUUCUGCAAAUCUCGGUCCCAUUAUAAUUGAUAUACAGGACUCAAAUUCUGGUUCCAAUUUAGUUACUCCUAUAUCUACCAAUAUUCCAAUCAACACUAAAAUACAAAUACCUAGACAAGCUAAAGCAGAAUCGUUUAGUUUAGAUAAUAUACUCAAUACAGCGACAUCCCUCUCACCAUUAAAACAGACAAAGGAAAGAAAAGAAAGGAGAUGUAAAGAAAAAGGUGAAUACGAUGUUCAAGGAGAAAUUGAUGCCUUCGGAGAUUCAAAAGCUGCCACUGUUUUAUUAGAAGAAACAUCAAAUCAACAACAUCAUCGUCAGUGUGGUGAAAGCGACGAGAAAUAUUCAUCUUUUGCCAAUGAAGAAAAGUCUCGUUUGGCAUAUCCAGAAAUUCUUUCGCUACUGGAUAAUAGUUCAAUGUUCCCUCCAGAAAAUUCUAAGCAUCCAAUUAAUGAACAAAAUAAAGUUAAUUGUUCUGCAAGUAAUAGUAAUCGUACAUCCUUUAACUUGUCAACAUCUGACUUAACAUUUGCUGGUAAAUUCAAGCCAAGUAACGCAUUGCUUCCAACAACAUCCAGUACCGAUGCUGUUUUAUAUAAUACUCGUCGGACUGUCUCACCAAAAAUUACACAUGUAAACAACUUUUUACAUUCUGGACGCACGACAUCCAAAUUUGCACCAUUUCGCGAUAUUGGUUUUAAUUCAAAUGACAGCAACUCCUUUAGUCAAGCUUCACAAACAGAUCUCAUCGAUGUGGUUAGUAAUGAUAAAAUGAUGCCUGCUCAUCGAAAGCACGACAACUUGAAUUUACAGAAUAGAGCUGUUCCAGCCAUAAAUGUGCCAACACCACAACUAGUGACAACAUCGAAUGUCCCUUCAUCGAAAUCACAGCUUUCGAAUAAUUUUGAAGUAGCCUCGAACGCUCCGGUUUCGCCAGAGAAAAAAGUACCAAGAAAGCGUGGUCGCAAAAAAGGGUCAAAAGGGGUUGAUUCUGUUAUUGCAAAAGAAUCUAGUCUUUCAUCCCAAAUGCUGAUAUCAUCACUGGGUAUGGGUAGUAAAAAGGUUAAAACUACGAAAGAGCUGUAUACUGAAAUGCAAAAUCGAAAGCUGGGCAUAACGACUUCUUCGCCUUCACCGUCUUCAACUGGGUGGCAAAUGUCACAGCAGGUACAGCAAACAUCACGCCCAACAUCAUCUUGUUCAGGCAUGUAUAAAUAUAAAAUUAGAUUGUUAAUUGAAACAUAUGUAUAUCUGACAGACCCGUCAUCAAAUCAUUAAUCGACAUAUCAUAACAAUUGUGCAAAGCUGUCUUUAUGCAUGCGGUUACGCUAUAUUGUUUAAUCUUAGUCGAGAUCAAGGCCUCAUCAAAUAUAUAUAUGUAUAUAACCUUAUAUCUAUCUCGUUUAGUUUUAUAUGAUACGCACAACCAUUAGAUGAACAAAAUUAUAAAACUCCGUAGCAACGGUUGCAAGAUUAUAAAGCUGAAUCUAACUCGUUAUGUACCGAACCGCAAUAGAGAAAGACGUGAAAAUUUGCACAGGGGGCCU
Bactrocera latifrons is the source of this 2719-nucleotide messenger RNA. RefSeq names its product mediator of RNA polymerase II transcription subunit 26-like. NCBI's taxonomy places the organism in Eukaryota, Metazoa, Arthropoda, Insecta, Diptera, Tephritidae. Gene Ontology annotation, biological process: positive regulation of gene expression; regulation of transcription by RNA polymerase II. The record is from RefSeq and is a predicted model, not a curated record. The coding region runs from base 393 to 2450 and encodes 685 amino acids. Gene Ontology annotation, molecular function: transcription coregulator activity. Gene Ontology annotation, cellular component: nucleus; core mediator complex; mediator complex. The transcript has 4 exons.